Molecule: messenger RNA, 2902 nt
Organism: Limulus polyphemus (Atlantic horseshoe crab)
Lineage: Eukaryota; Metazoa; Arthropoda; Merostomata; Xiphosura; Limulidae
Product: thymocyte selection-associated high mobility group box protein TOX-like
Exons: 11
Coding region: 886-2706 (606 amino acids)
Biological process (GO): regulation of transcription by RNA polymerase II
Cellular component (GO): nucleus
Molecular function (GO): chromatin DNA binding
Source: RefSeq, a predicted model, not a curated record
CUGCUCUGGGAAGACGUAAUGUUCAAAGAAAGAAGCUUUCGCUCACGCAGCAUGAAGACUACGGGGAUUGUCAUUUAUCCGCUAGGUUUGCUAGAGCUGAGUGUGUACGCUUCUUGUUUGCCUGCCACUCCCAUGUGGUAGUUAGUUGUGCGGUGAACACGGACGAGUUUGUUACCGCGUCAUUUGGACGAACUUGUACAUCAAAACCUGUGGAGAGGUUUCACCCUCAAACUAGAGAACUUUCCCGUGGGACCUAAAACAAUUUGUUUGUUUGUUUGUUGUUUGCAAAUUGGCUUUGAAUACAAGGGACCAAUGAAACAAAGUUGUUGACAUUGCUUUAAUUACAUUAAUUUCAUGUUUCCUUCCUCUUGUCAUUCCAAACUGUAUUGCUGCUUUUGAAACACGACUGUUUCCGCGGAAAUACCCAGCUCAAACCCCGAACAAUCCAAAGAGCAGGUGCAACUCCUUUAAAACUAUUUUCUUGUUGAUAACCUGUAUAAACAAUAACAUAACAUUAACACACAGAUGGUUGAUUGAUCAUUACUUCGUCUGCUUUUAAAUGCAUUUUGGGUAGUUCGAAGUGCGUGUCACCUGCUUGUUGCCCGUGGUUACAAAAAGUGAUAAGUGAACGCUUAUUUACCGCUGUCUGCAGACGAUAGCGUUCUCAGAUUGUUGAAAGUGGUUCUGGCGCCCUCCCGCGCGUGUCGCUUAUAAUCUCGUGGCCAAAAACUCGAGCUCAAUAGAAUAACACCUCGUGAACUGGAGAAAUCUUUCGUGCGACUUUAGUUAAGCGACGCGUCUCUUGAAAUACAGACGAUAUACGAAAGAAGUGCAUGACUUGAACCAAGAUUGACUGUUUAGCGGUUUCUAUAAUUUUCAAAAGCAAUGGCUCAGAUGUUUGACCAAUACUUAUUCAAGGCUGUAGACGGUUUUGAUCUGUCCCUGAAUAUCGGUGGCUCCAAUCACGACAACCACAACCCUAAUCCAACAAGCUAUAUGCCUGUAGAUCAGACUUUUCACACUCCAAGUUUUGGGGAUGAAGAGUUUGACAUUCCCCCUCUUAACUUGCCAUCUACGGAGGUCAGCCAUAAUGGAGACGUCUUUGGAUCACAGGGUUAUGACAAAAAACUUAUGUUCCAGCCUUUAUCACACCCACAACCCCAGGGACAAGGGUUGGGAAUGGACCACCCUGGUGUGAUUACUUCCAGUUCUGCUACCAGAUCCCCUUCUGUGGGAAUAAUGGACAAUGGCCAGUCACAAUAUCCAGUGGUUCAAGAAAUGUACCUUCCUCACAUGGGAGGGGGGGACGGUUCAAGAGGAGUUAUGCAGGUUCACAAUAUGCAUGUUCCGAUCCAAUCAUAUAACAGUCAUCAUGGCUAUGGCAACCCACAAUUACAUCAGUCACAAUUACAGAGUAUGCCUCCACCGCAACUGCCCCCUAGUGGCCAACAUCAGUACCAACAGACUAUAAGCGGUCACAUGAGAACUCUCAACCAAUCACAGCUGUCCUCUCAACUAGGCAUGCAUAUGUCCAUGACCCAUCCGGGAGCUCAAGCACCAGGGUCUGUGGGAGGAUCACCAAGGUCAAACCAAACUUCACCUGGUCAUGAAACAAGUGAAGACAGUGACGACAGUAAUGCUCUUGCUCAGUUGAUGGUUGGUGUUAAGCGACCUUCACCAGAGCCAGUGGAACCAACUACAACACAUACCCCUAACAACAAAUCCAACAAGAAACCUAAAGUGCAGAAGAAAAAGAAAAGGGAUCCCAAUGAGCCACAAAAGCCAGUGUCAGCAUACGCUCUUUUCUUUCGAGACACUCAAGCAGCGAUCAAGGGUCAGAAUCCAAGUGCGAGUUUUGGUGAAGUUUCCAAAAUCGUAGCUUCCAUGUGGGAUGGACUGGAUGCGGAACAUAAAAGUAUGUACAAGAAAAAGACUGAAGCAGCAAAGAAAGAAUACUUGAAAGCAUUAGCUGCAUAUCGUGCAAGUCUUGUCUCUAAGGCUGCUAAUGAUCAGUCUGAUAACCUGGGAGGAAAUUCAGUAACUUCAACAACGAUGAUGUCUUCGACUGCUUUGUCCAACUCAUCAUCAAAUCAACAGUCAUUAUCAAACUUGCAAAAGAAAUCACCACUGUUGACAUCUCUUAUAGAAGGUUCAUCAGUCUCUGUGGCCAUGACUCAACCACAACCACCAGUUCUUUCCAGCCAAGUAUGGACAAUGGCCCAUCCUAUGAAUGGUACUAGAGGAAUGCACCAACAACCAAUGCAUCUUGUGCAAGUUUCUCAUGGUACACCAGCUAUGCUACACCAACAGAUGGGAGGUCCUGUGCAACAGAUGCUACCAAUGGGUAACCGAUCAGCAAUGUCUCAGAUGCCACCUCCAUCACAACCCGUCAGUUCAGCACCAUCGUCAUACUCCCAAAAUGUUUCAACAGUACUUAUGCCAAACAAUCAUGGAAUGACAAUGUCACAAAACAUAUUACAUGGACAACAGCAACUGCAAAACAACUGUACAAAUCCAACAGUUAACAACCAAGAUUGGGAAAAAGAAUAUUGUGGUAAUGACUAUGUUGUUUCCAACUGCAGGUACAUAUGGUUUUGGCAUUUUAAAUUAUUUUUUUAUUCUAAUUUUGGAGUUGACCUCCAACUCAUGCAAAAAAACUGCUAUAUAGCCAACAUUCUUGUUCAACAUGAGAUAGUUAAAAACUAAAUUUAUCAAGCAGGAAUUUCUAUUAAAUGUUGUUGUUGACAAUAUAUCUUCACCUAAAACAAUAUGACUGUAUUAAAAGUAUUAGCACCUUAUUUAUCAUCUCUAAUUAUUAGGACUUUUUUUGAUCCAAACAAAUAUUUAUUUAGUUUGAUCUGUUUAACUUGGCAAAAGUUCAGCAAAAUUUGAUAACUUCACC